CUAUUCCUCGAUAAGAUGCCGCCAAGCUGGCCAUAUAUGGAGAACCUUCGUGCCGUCGAAAGGGAGUGUCGUCGACAUCGCAUGAUGAAGGUCCACUAUAUGGUGCGUCCUAGCAAUCUGAGUCAAAUGCUCUGCGCGUGUCUUGAGAUCGCUUCCGCAGUUCGACCGCGGUUCCCAAGGCUCAAUUGGAUGUGCAAACUGAAUAUUCAGCCCAAUUGGAAAGAAAUUCAGCGCUUCCAUGAUUCGUGGCAUGGUAAGGCUGGUAAGACUUGUCGUCUGCUUAGAAUGGAAUGUGGCGCUUCAGUGUGGGCCGCAAACUUUCGCUUCCAUCCGAUUUUGAGGGAGCAUGAACUACAGUUAUUAGAGCGUCAAGAUUGGACGACGCUAUGGAUCGAGGAAACAGCAACUCUGACGGAGGAUGUUGUGAAGAAGCGCAUACAAGUCUUGCUUCGCUUACUGAAGUAUGGCAUCUGA
Messenger RNA from Periconia digitata, 474 nucleotides. The record is from the annotation of a GenBank genome assembly. Lineage: Eukaryota; Fungi; Ascomycota; Dothideomycetes; Pleosporales; Periconiaceae.